AUGAGCGUUCUGGUCGAAGAGAUAUCGGAUUCAGAAAGUGACGCUCAAGCAAAAAGUGGGCCGCCUCUAAGGGCCAACGAGCUACUUGAUUUUAUUACACAUACACUUAAAAACAUCGCUCUUGUCAUAUUUGCUCAUCGGGUGGCAAAUCUUACACGGCCUAGUAACAAAGAGGCUUUCCGAUUCUCUGACACAGCCGAUCAGAUCUUUAACUGGCUGGCUCAAGAUCCGGCUGAUCUAGCCUGCCUUUUAUCUAGUAUCCAGAACACGGCUGUUGAAUCUCUGUCCUCUUCUACAUCUCUAUCACCUUCGCCAUCUUCACCUCAGAUAGGCCAAAAAAGUGGAAAUGCGAGCUGGUAUUCAGGCUUAGUUGAUAGGUUAGGCGAGGGCGCUACCGCUCCAUCUUCAUUGUUGAAGGCCAGAUUAGAAUUGGUUCGUAACCGAAUUGCAACUGCCUCUCAGAAGCUGGAGAAUGUGCAAACAUCGAUUGAGGCCCCGCCAACAGAGAUUGUAAUGACGUGUUACCAGCUGACUCGAAUGCUAAAGGCUUUGAACACCGAGGCUAUCAAGUUGGAUGAAGCCUUGUGCCAAUUUUUGCCCGUACCGACUGUUCCUCAAGUCAGUUCGUAUAUGGGACAACCAACUUCUAUUAUUUCUGAGUUUAAUGAACAAGAAGACCCAUUGGAAAACGAGAAACGAUUUUACGAUACUCACUAUACCUUGCUUGAGACGCAAGUUCGAGCCACUCUUCAGUCUUCAGAUUUUUCUGAGCCCUGUCUGAAUACUGAGUCUUUUUCUGCUUUAGCCAGACUCCUUUCAAACCUGGAAUCUCAUAUCGCCCACAAAAUCAAAAGUAAAUCCCUAUUUAUGCAAGCCUUGGAACAAAUGAAAGAUUCUAGUGAUCCGGAGAUAGGCAACAAACUCUUCACCCCUUUGCAGGCUGUCCACAGCAUGCUAACGGAUAUCGGCAUGGCUUCGUUCAUCUGGACUGCGCAGACUAACCCAUUAGAUAUCAAUGUAGAUCUUCGUCACCGCUUUUCUGAGGCCAUCAAAAGCGCCAGAUAUGAAAGUCUCAUAAAAUUGGUGAAACCAGAGGCUCCCGUUUUGAGGCAUGAUCUACUCUGGGCUUUUGUUGAUAGCAUGGUCGACCUUCUUGCGCAACAUGGUUAUGCAUUACAG
Protopolystoma xenopodis is the source of this 1179-nucleotide messenger RNA. The record is from the annotation of a GenBank genome assembly. NCBI's taxonomy places the organism in Eukaryota, Metazoa, Platyhelminthes, Monogenea, Polystomatidea, Polystomatidae.